CUCAUUUCAAAAGCAUACUGUUAUUCGGAAAUCCGCUUCAAAUAUGACACGUCGGGAUACUGCUGGUCUCUUUUGUACUUUCUAAUUCCCUCAGACAUGCAUAGAGUCUCUUUAAGGUCAAUUGGUCAGUGCCUGCGCGCCCAGAAGACUUCCUCACACACAUUACGAGGCUUGCAAAAUCCAUACCGUCAGUUCCAUGUUUCGGCUCCCUUGGCAGUGGUGAAGCCAUACCUGCUGGCAGAUAUUGGCGAAGGAAUUACGGAAUGCCAAAUCAUACAAUGGUUCGUCGAACCGGGCGCCACAGUCGAACAGUUUGACAAGAUCUGCGAAGUUCAAUCGGAUAAAGCGACAGUGGAGAUCACGUCGCGGUUCGAUGGAGUAAUCAAAAAGCGUUACUAUGAGGCCGACGAUAUGGCGAAGGUUGGAAAGCCACUCGUGGAUAUCGACAUCAAGGGAGAGCUCUCCCCAGAAGACGAAGCGCUCGUGAAAGACCCGGAACGACCGUCCAUCCGAAACGAAACAUCAGAACACAAGGGCACAACGAUAGAGGCUAGACUACUGUCUACAACAGAGACUGAAAGAGACAUAACCUCGUUCGACGAGUCUCGACCACUGAGCAAACAUGCCACUCUCGCCACGCCCGCUGUCCGCCACAUGAUCAAGGAGCGCAAUCUAGACAUCACACGAAUACAAGGCACAGGCAAAGACGGCCGCGUCCUAAAAGAAGACGUCCAAAAGCAUGCCGCAGGUUCCCACACCAAUACCACACCACCCUCCUACUCACUCUCCACCCCUCCAACCCCCCUCGCCGAAGACAAAACCCUCCCCCUCACAGCGGUCCAAUCCCAAAUGUUCAAAACAAUGACCCGCUCCCUCUCCAUCCCGCACUUCCUCUACACCGACACCGUCUCAUUCACAUCCCUCACCCCCCUCCGACGCAAACUCAACGCCACCAGACAAACAACAAACACCCCAACCCUCUCCUCCCUCCCCUUCAUCAUCAAAGCCGUCUCGCUCGCCCUCGAGGCCUACCCGCUCCUCAACGCCCACCUCGACACAACAAGCAACACUAGCAAGCCCCACCUCAUCCAAAAAGCAGCACACAACAUCGGCAUCGCCAUCGACUCGCCGGCGGGCCUCCUCGUCCCCGUGCUGCGGAACGUGCAGGCCCACACCAUCACCUCGCUUGCCGCCGAAAUACACCGACUCAGCUCGCUUGCCCGCGCCGGCAAGCUUAGCAGCGCCGACCUGACGGGCGCGACAUUCACAAUUAGUAAUAUUGGGAGUAUAGGAGGCACGGCGGUCGCGCCCGUGAUUGUGCCGCCGCAGGUGGGCAUACUGGGGAUUGGGCGAUCGAGGGUUGUCCCGGCGUUUGGGGAGAAUGGGGAGCUGGUUAGGAGGGAGGAGUGUGUUUUUAGCUGGAGUGCGGAUCAUCGGGUUAUUGAUGGGGCUAUGGCGGCGCGGUGUGCGGAGAUGGUGAGGGGGUAUCUGGAGGAUGUGGAGACUAUGUUGGUUAGGUUGAGGUGACAAUGGUGGAACGUUUUUGUGCUUGCUUCUCUUCGAGGUUGCGGUAGCAGGAUAUAUAUAUAUCUAGCCGCCGUGUCCGAUCAAGUCUUGAUU
Molecule: messenger RNA, 1620 nt
Organism: Pseudovirgaria hyperparasitica
Lineage: Eukaryota; Fungi; Ascomycota; Dothideomycetes; Acrospermales; Acrospermaceae
Product: branched-chain alpha-keto acid dehydrogenase E2 component
Exons: 4
Coding region: 97-1527 (476 amino acids)
Cellular component (GO): cytoplasm; mitochondrion
Molecular function (GO): lipoic acid binding; acetyltransferase activity
Source: RefSeq, a predicted model, not a curated record